Molecule: messenger RNA, 4572 nt
Organism: Drosophila ficusphila
Lineage: Eukaryota; Metazoa; Arthropoda; Insecta; Diptera; Drosophilidae
Gene: Fancd2
Product: Fanconi anemia group D2 protein
Exons: 14
Coding region: 83-4516 (1477 amino acids)
Biological process (GO): mitotic intra-S DNA damage checkpoint signaling; homologous chromosome pairing at meiosis; interstrand cross-link repair
Cellular component (GO): condensed chromosome; nucleus
Molecular function (GO): DNA polymerase binding
Source: RefSeq, a predicted model, not a curated record
GAAACGCGCCACAAAUUUGUUUUGUUAUUUGUUUUCAUCGUUUUGUUCUGUUUAUUUUGGCUUGUAAAGUUAACUGUGCAUCAUGUAUAGAAAAAAGAAACGUACGCAGAAAGCGCUAAAUACGAUCGAUGAAAACACCACCAUUAAAUUGCCCCGCCUGGCGGAGUCCACCACGAUUGUUUCUGUGGAUUCCUCGUCUACCGGAAGCGAGGAAAACAUACCCGCCUCGCAGGAACACACCCAGCGCUUCCUGUCGCAGCAUAGUGCGAUUCUGGCCGCCACCUUGGGUCGCACCCAAUCUUCCAGUAGGAACAUCGCGACACUCUCACGGCAGCCAAACAACUUCUUCGAACUGGUCCUAAUUAAAGCCGGUGUCCAAUUAGAUCAAGGCGACAGCCUGGUUCUGGCCUGCGACCAUGUCUCCAUUGUGUCCAAGCUGCGGGACAUUUUCAUGAGUGCUUCUUCAUAUACCGACAAAAUGGAGACCUUCAAAACCGGACUUAAUUCUGCCAUGUCCCCCAAGUCUAAGUUGGUGCAAAAAUUGCUAACCGGAUGCACUGUGGACGCUGCUGGCGAGGAGCAAAUCUACCAGUCCCAGAACAGCAUGUUCAUGAACUUCCUGAUGAUCGACUUCAUGCGGGAUGCCUGCGUAGAGGUACUGCUCAACAAGAUCGAGGAGGUGGCCACUUCCGAUCGAGUUUUAACGGGCAUGGCUGCCAUAUCAAUGCCCCUGCUACCAUUGAUGCUCACCCAACUGCGUUACUUGACCGCUUCACACAAGGUGGAGAUCUACAAGCGCAUCGAGGGCAUCUUUAACAGGGCUACGGACUCAGCCAAGUUGGACAUAAUUGCCAAUGCCGAGUUGAUAUUGGAUGCCAGUAUGCACGAUGAGUUUGUUGAGUUGCUCAAUAUCAACUAUUCUAGCACUGAAGACCUCUUUCACAUGACCACGGUGCACACCUUAAGCAAUUUAUCGCUUUCAGAUAAAACGCAGGCAAGGUUACGCCUGCGCAUUCUGGAGUUUGCCACAAGUGGCAACUGCCCCAAUACGAUCUUGCCCCACCUCAUCAGGCUUCUGCUUAACAUUCUGAAAAUGGACACAGAUGACAGUGUGCGCGAUUUAAUAGGCAGCCUGCGGGAAAUCUUCAACUGGCGUCACACAGUUCGUGGGGAUAAAAACACUACAACAGCCGAUAAUAAAAAGUCGCAGUUAGAACUUUUUGGCUUCUUAGAACUUGGUUUAAUACGCUCCAAAAGAUUUUACCAGACAUGGCAAAGGUCCGCUGCUACCUUGCCCGCAGAUGGAUUUACCUCAUUUGAUUUAAUUGUUUUGCUUCUAUUAAUUCAAGUGAACGAAGACAAUUCAUUGUACAUUGAAAAUAUUCUUCGUCGUCGUAUUAAGUUGGAGCACAUAACAGUGGGCAUUUUGGAGGAGGUAAAACUUCACUAUAAACACAUACUGGAGCAACACAUAAGCACAUUGAUGAAUAUCCUGCACGACUUUAUGCGUGAGAAAAACCGCACGGUGUCUGAUUUCGCCAAGUCUUCGUAUAGUAUUCUUUUUAAGAUUUUCAAUUCAAUUCAGAAAAAUAUUCUCAAGAAACUGCUGGAGCUCACCUGUGACAAAUCAUCGCCACACUUGACGACAAUGGCCCUCGAACUUCUGCGUGAACUGCAGCGAAAAAGCGCCAAGGAUGUUCAGAACUGUGCAACGCUUCUUAUUCCGAUGUUGGAUAGAAUCAGUGAUCUAACUCUUAUGCAGACUCGCGUGGCCAUGGACUUGCUUGCCCAUGUCGCCUUUCCAGACCCCAAACUUUCUGUCUGUCUUCAGCUCCAAGAACAGGUCGACAUGGUGGUGAAGAAGCAGCUAAUAAAUUCAACUGACAACAUAAAAAAGCAGGGCAUCAUUGGUUGUGUGCAGCUCAUCGAUGCCAUGGCACGCAUCGGAAACGAUGGAGUGGAGCAUGACGAUACUCUUGCCGGCGUGGAAAAUGUAGAUUGUUUACCCGAUGGGCGAGUCAAAAUGGCAGCCAAUUUAAUGAUACGCACCGAAUCUUCCAUUGGUAAUAGCGCGAAGUCUCUGGCGCUGUUCUAUGAAGAAUUGGCGACUGUUUUCAAUCAGCGCUACGAUGGAAAUACCGUUUGUGACUUGGAAUAUCAAUUUCUUGCCUGGGCCUGUGAUUUAGUGACCUUUCGCUUUCAGGCUAGUUUUGUUACCGAGGAUAUUCCGGAGACAAUAAAGGGAAUUAAACUGGAAUAUCAGUUAAAUAUCAAUGAAUUGGACGACACGAAUGCUAACACUGAAUCGGAUGUACUCAGCAUUGGCAUAAAUAUAUCAAAACUGGUUCUGGCACCCAAAGCUAAAGCUUGCGAUUCAAUAUUUGUACUUGCACCUUUGUUCAACUAUGUCAGAGUUCUGUAUAAACAUCGCCAUCAUGACAGUUUAGAGAAUAUAAAUGCUCUGCUUGGAUGUGCCAUAGUAUUGCCCUCGUUCUUUGAAGACGAAAACUUUCUUUCUAUUUUCGACAACUUUCAGUCGGAGCAGCAGAAAGAUAUUUUAAGUAUUUAUUUUCACACUGUUAAUUGGAUGCGGGUUUCGAUCAGUGCCUUCGCAUCGCAGCAGCAUCCUGCCACUCGACGCCGCGUUCUUUCCAGACUUGGAGAAUUAAUUCGCAUCGAGCAGAGAAUUAAGCCGCUCCUGGCUAGAGCGCCUUCAGAUUUUGUAGCCCCACCCUGCCAGUUUCUUACCAACGCUAAGCACUCGGUAGUGACCCAGAAACGUCAAGCUCCAAAGGCCGUUGCCAAAUUGAAUGCAACUACAGAGGAGCCGGACUUAACUAGUAAUCAAACUUCCAUCGCGGACUUCACUGUCAAGGUUGGAUCUUGCAAGACCAUUAAAACAAAGAUAGACUUUGAGCAGAUGUAUGGGCCUCGAGAGAAAUACAGGCCUAUGGAAGUGGAAAUAAUUAUGCUGUUGGUCGAGCAGAAGUUCGUUUUAAACCACCAGCUCGAGAAAGAGCAAGUGGGAGAAUUUUUGGGUCUUUUAGAGCUACGUUUUCUGCUGGAGGAUACAGUGCAAAAACUGGAAGCUGCAGUUCUUGGGCAACAGGAUUCAUCUGACACGGACAGUUUCAGGCCGCAUCUUGCCAAGCCAGAGGACUUCAUGAGCGAUUUACUUCCCUGUCUACUUGAGGUUAAUAAUCACCUAAAAACUCUGGCCGAAGCCAUCGAUAAAGAGCUUACAAAAGUCAACCAUGUGUACAGCAAUCUGGAUUUGUUUAAGGAGCAGUUCAACUACAUUAAGACGUGUUUCGGACUUUGCAUUCGCCUGUUUGCCUUGUACUUCGCCUGGAGCGAGUGGAGCGACAAGUCGCAGGCGGAACUCCUUCAUAAAUCUCUUUUCAAACUUCAUCCCAAGGCUGAGUGGAAAAGGCUCGAGAAACGAACUGUUCCCCAGUUGGCUUCCCAUACUUUUGAAUACUUCUUACAGUAUGAGAAAUCAGUUUUAAACCUUAGUACGGCUGUCCAGCUGCACCGAUUGCUGCUCAGCUUGCUUAAGGUGGGAAGCCUCCAAAUCGAUUCUAGCCAACCGAGAUUUCGACAAGCCGAAGACUCACGAUUGCUAUGUGGCAAACUGUUGCGACGUAAGUGGUUCCACUACUCUGGUACUUUGGAUAAAGGCGGACAGUGUAAUUUUUAUCUGGACGAGCUGGUUAAGGGCUUUCUUAAAAAAUCAUCUUGCGAAAGUCAACGUGAACUUCUUGAUGAGCUGGUUAAACAGUGCACAAUUCUUAAUACAAAGGACAAAGCGCUGAGCUCUUUUCCCAACUUCAAAAAGGCAAACUUCCCGUUGCUCUUUCGUGGCCUGUGCGAGGUGCUUAUUCACUCCUUAAGCGGAAAACUCGGUGUGGACAGUCGUGGUGAUAGGCUGAAACUUUGGGAGUCCGCAGUUGGCUUGUUAAAUGGCUUGCUUACUAUUGUGCAGUUGGUGGAACAGCCUCGCAAUUUCGGACUGUUUCUGAAGCACUCACUGCUAUUCCUUAAACUGUUGCUUCAGCACGGAAUGUCUGCGUUGGAGUCUAUAGUUCGGGAUGAUCCCGAUAGGCUUACUAAGUUUUUGCACGAACUGCAGAAGGUUACUCGGUUCCUGCACCAACUAUGCUGCCAUUCCAAGUCGAUUAAAAAUACAGCCAUCAUCAGCUACAUCCCCAGUCUUCGAGAGACAAUUGAGACGCUGGUUUUCAGAGUGAAAGCCCUUUUGGCUGCCAACAACUGUCACUCUGCUUUCCAUAUGGGAAACAUGAUAAACAGGGAUCUUCACGGAGACUCUAUUAUCACACCAGUCGCUUCGUUCGGCGGCGAAGAAAACAGUGACGAGGAAAUACCUGCGGAUGAUACCAGCGUGGACGAAACAGUGCUGGGAGAAGAUAUGGGCGUCACCACCGGUAGCGUCAGCACAAGGCCGAGCGAUGGAAGCCGGAGGAGCAAGUCCUCAUCCCGCAGCAAAUGCUUUUAAACACCUUGUAACACUCCUUCAUAAUCAAAAAUAAAUCCUUUGCUAUUUGGACCACA